Messenger RNA from Leptidea sinapis, 7238 nucleotides. Its product is annotated as centrosomal protein of 104 kDa. The record is from RefSeq and is a predicted model, not a curated record. The transcript has 20 exons. Lineage: Eukaryota; Metazoa; Arthropoda; Insecta; Lepidoptera; Pieridae. Gene Ontology annotation, cellular component: cilium. The coding region runs from base 137 to 3523 and encodes 1128 amino acids.
UUAAAAUGUUUGACAUAAUAUAUAUAACCUUUUAUUUAAUUUAUAAAAUAAAAUAGUGUUAUCUUCGUGUGGUAUUUGUGAAUACUGGCUAUAAAUAUGGGAAAGAAACCAAAUGUAAGGAAUACAAGAUAGAAAAAUGCCGAAACGUGUGCCAUUUCAUGUGGUUUAUGCAACGAGUGAGGACAGUUCAUACCCAGCAUGCGAGCUGAACUCCCAGGGUCCUGCUGUGCGAGGCUGGCGCAGUGUGGGUCCGCCUCCACACGAACUGCUCCUUCGCCUGACUGCUGUCACCAGUAUUCACAAGCUGCAACUGCUGGCGCAUCAUCAGCUCAUACCAUCAUGUGUGGAAGUUUUAGUCUCUGGAGGUUUGGUGUCGGAAGGGUCAGCUACUCCGUGUGGGGCGACCUACACAAGCGUGGGGAAAGUUUCUUUAGCAAGACCAGCUCCUCAGGCGCGGACGAGAGAAUUACGAUCUGCUGCCCUUCCGGAGCCCACUGUUGCCAGAUUUGUGAAGCUGAAACUAUCCGGCCCCCACGCACCCGCAAACAUCGACGACCAGGUAGCAUUAAUGGCAGUCAAUGUCCUCGGAGAUGAAAUGGAAGAUGAGGCCAAGACGAUCAUCAUUACAAAGGCGGAAGUCAGUUUCUCGCCAUACGAUGACUUAGCCUUCAUAAUGUACGUGGACAAUGAUAUCGCUGAUCUAGUGAGGAUCCUGGAUGAGAAGAAGAAGACUGCUGUGUCCGAAGAGAGAUUCGAAUACGCACGUCGCCUAAAGUCAGCUGGUUCGGCACUGGCUGCAGCCGGUAUCAGGAUUGGAAGGUGGAGACUGCGGAAGAGAACGGCGGCCGCUAGAGAUGACUUCGAACUGGCCAGGCGUAUGAGGGACCGGAUCUCUGAUGCGCUCAUGGGGGUUAAAGAAGAUCCGGAGCUGUUGCGCCUAAUCGAAGAUGAAGGGCCAGAUGCACGCAACGACUCGUCAAUGCCACAGGCGUACGACUUCUCCCAUCACCUGUCUCCGUCCGUGGCAGCAGGCACCCACAGCAUCGACAUCCAGUCACCAGUGCCACCGGUGGAGCAAGAAGAUCACAACGGCUUGGAUGACGAGCCCAAUCAUAUUUCUGCUUCUCCUGUUCAAAACAUAGAAGAAGAUAUAGAACCAAUAAACAAUAACAUAGAAAUACAACCACAGCCAGUUCAUGAUCUAGUAGAUCAGACAGAUGGAUAUAAAGAAGUUUACAAAAGAGAAGAAGAAACAAGAAGAGAAACGGACAGCCCCAGAAGAAGUAUCACACCCAACGCCGUUAAUGGUUCAGUGGUACGAAGAAGGAACAAAAGUGCAGGUCCGCGUUCGACAUUUGAAGCGUAUGAGGAACGUCUGCUACCAGCUCUUAGACAUUCCCACACAAACGAAUUUCUGCGCGAAGCUCGCGAGGAGGAGUGUAGUGCAGGCAGCGCUUCCUCUCACCAUCGCGUGAUUCACAAGCUGAACGAACGAGAGAGAAAACAAGCUGCACUGCCUAUCUUAAUAUUUGGAUAUCCACUGGUUGAGAAGUUUUUCUCAAAGAAUUACCUCGAUAAAGAGGAGGGGCUUGCCCGUCUGCGUGCGGAACUAACAACGCCAUCUAAUGGCAGCACCAAGACAUCUCCAAAUAAAACCGCGAGAGCUGCCGCGCUGUUGUUACAGAGGUCGCUGAGGGACAAAGUGUUCUCCGUAUACAGCCAGGCUAAUGAAGUAGUUUGUGUACUGUUUAAGGAUUUUGUUCCAGACAGAGUGUGCGCAGCUGAGGUGGGCAGAUGUUUGGAGAAGAUUUUACCUGAGCUGGUGCGUGCCUGCGGAGACCCGGCGCCCAGAGUCCACUCGACUGCACAGCAUACGGUGUUAACUGUGGCCGAAUGUCCACAUGUCAGAAGUCUCCACAUAAUUCCGCAACAGUUGGUACGUCCUGUGGCUGCGUCGAUGCAUCCUAGACUCGCACUAUCUCGUCUGCAGAUGCUGGAGCAGCUACUCCUGAGCCACGGCAUAUCAACAGACAAGAAUAGCGGUCUAACUGUCCGUCGGCUUGCUGAAUGUGGUGCCGCCGGCGUGCAGCACGCGGCUGGCUCCGUGCGAGCUGCUGCAGAGCGUAUCCUGCUCACGGCAUACGCCAGGUCUCCCCGCGUGGUGCGAGCUCAGCUGCCGCCUGACGACGCCGUCACCAGGAGGAACCUCAUCUACCGCCAUCUGUUUCAGCAGUUCGAUAGGAUUGAUAUGCAAAAAAUGCUAAACCAAGCUCCGUCAGAAGAACCGCCCAUCGAUCAAACAGAGUCAGCUCACGAGACGAGCGCGUCACAGUCCACGCGCAGCGGCACUACAUUCAGUGGCAUGACAUCAUCACUCGGCAUGUCGUCAUCGCUUGGUUUGACGUCACUAGAGACCUCUUACAGCUUGAAAUCGAGUGCAAGUAGCGCGACCCUGGCACCCUCAAGCAUGAGCGGAAGCUUAACAUCGAGAAGUAAGAGUAGCAUGAAGAAAUCUUCAACGAAGAAGUGUGCCAGCAAAGUUGUCAAAGACGUGAGCAGUCCCGGGUACAAUAAGCUAAGGCUAGAUAGUGCUAUUAGCCCUAAACAUUCCCCGAGACCACCCAACGCUACUGAAAAGGUUCAUUUCCAAGAAUGCCAAACUGACGAAGUUGUAUACAGGCGAGCCAACCGUAACUCGGAAAACCGACACUCUAUGAUACAUUAUGAUCAUGAUACAAUAAAACCAGAACUUAAAGAACGUCCGGCGACUGUAUACGAACCUCUACAUUCUGACUUCAGAGAUUCUCCGACCAUAGGCUCACCGAAGACCUCAAAAGAACUACGAAGUCUUGACUCCUUACCGAUGGAUUCUCCACGACUUUCCAGGAAUGACUUGGAUUCUGAUAGAAGUUUGGAUUCGCCGAAGCUAAGAGCUGAUUUCUUUAGAGAUACAACAGGUCUUGAGUCUCCAAAAUUAGUGGCUAAUGUGAGGAACUUACAUCUGGACGAUCAUAGCCAAAUGGAUGAAAGCGGGUAUUACAGCCCAGGUAGACGGCAACAAGCUUCGAAUGACCAAACUUUCGAGAAUUAUGAAACAGUUGCCGUUGAAGCGAGCUGUGAAACAACUCCCGAGCCUUUCAGCAAUCAAUCAGGGUCAUGUCGCUGUCCUUGGUGCGGACGCAACGUGCGAGCAUCCGCAAUGGACACCCACUAUUGGCGACGCUGCGUGCUUCUGGCGCGUUGUCCUCACUGCCGGCUGACGCUCGAGGCGAGAGCGCUACACAGCCAUCUACUGGAAGAAUGUUCCCUCAGCGAGGGUUUUUGGAAAGGUUGCCACAAGUGUGGAGCAGCUCUGCGUUCGGAAGACAACGAAAAUCACGUGAACUGCAUUCCUUUGGCCAUGGACGAGUGGAAGUGCCCAUACUGCUUCACGAACGUGCUGGCUCGGGACCUGCCCUGGCAGAGGCACCUGAUGCAGUGCCCCAGAAACCCUCGACUCUCACAAUCCUCGUCUAAUAUCUAGGCUUUUUAACUUCCCGCUAAGAAAAUUUAAAAUUUUAUUCGGGAAGUUAUUGAUUUUAUCCGGUUUUUCGAAAAUCGAGUUUUCAUCAGAUCUCGACGUUUUAAAGUUUUAGGAAGCUUUCCUGACUAUUUCCGCGAUGGUGUCCGUACGUCUGUAUGUAUGUGUGUGUGUAUGGAUGUAUGUAAACUUCUUAUUACUUUUGAACGGUUUUAUUCUACGUUAAAGCUUAUCUAGAAUUUAUUUAGCUCAAAAAACUGCGUUGAAUGUCGCCAACCGCGUUUCUAAAUUCAAAAAAUAGUGUUUUAUUAAACUUUUGAGCUUGAAGUGCUCAAUAUCAUCAUAAGUAUAAUUUGAAGCGUUUAUGUUUGGAAUGGGCGGGAAGUUGCAAUGAUGGCCUUAGGGUAAACCGUUUAAUUUUUUUUUGUUUAUAUUGCUAUAAACUAUCAUCAGCCAAUUUGGUCACGAUCGGGUUGUGGUUGGUUGUUGUUCGUAAAAUGCGUGUUUUCUUCAUGGAAUAGGUGUAUUUAACUAAACCUGUGCUUAGUAAAGUUAUUAUAUACACGCCGUUGUGUAUUAAGUUUAUUCAAAAUAGCUUUGACUAAAACCAAUAUUUGCGAUAAAAAGCUAUAAUAUUAACUUGAGUCAAUGAUUUGACUGCAGGAUCGGUUAGUGUGUAAGUAAGCUAGGUAGGAUUUUAACAUUGAAAGACUUACCAGAUAGUAAUAUAUCUAAGUUAUUGGGUUUUAUUAAAUCAAAACCUGAUACGAGAAGCACAUCUUUUCUGUGGUAUUUUGCUGAGAUUAUUUUCUUUCGAGUUUGAUGUAGGUAGUAUUUUAAUUACUGAAAAAUUGUCACUGUGUUACCUUGUUACUUUAAUUCGUGAAAUUUCUUAUACUAAGGUAUCAAAUAGAAAAAGGCUGCGAUGUACAGUGUUCUUAUAUUUUGCUCAGACUUUACUUACGUAUAACUUUGCUGAGUGUGAUAAACGCGACCUUGACUUUUAAGACCAGUGCCGGGUUAACCACGUAGCAAGAGUAGCAAAUGCUACGGGCCCCGCGCGAAACCCCGGGGGCCCCGCAUAUUUAAACCCAUUCCUCUUUACCUGAGCGAAAUUUUGAGUAAAAUUUAAUUCAUCUGACAAAAACGAUGUAACAUUACAACUUUUUCAACAAGACAAUCCACAUCAGGCAACUCAGUAACUGACUAUUGCCAAUAUUGAUCAAGGGUUCGUUGAAAGAAUUUACUACGGGCCCCGCGCUAGCAUAAUCCGGCACUGGUUAAGACACCAUCAGUAUAGCAUAAUUUCAGCUGUCAAAUAAGUGUAAAAACAAAAUCAAAGAUUAUGCUAAGCUUACACUCAGCUAAGUUUUCAGUUAGUAAAGUCUGAGCAAAGUCUAAGUACGCUCCAUAGAUCCCAGUCUAAGUCUUUCGAUACUUAACGUUAUAAAAGUGUAGUCAGUAGGUACUUAAUAAAAAUAUUUCCCUAGACUUGAACGCACAAUUACUGUUGAUUGUUAAUGUUACUCAUUUUGUUGUUUUCGUUAUUUUAACACUUAAUUUAAGAUAGAUUAAAUAAUUUAUGUUCAGUAGGUAUUACCUAGGCGGGAAUCUAAACAUUACCCUCCAUCUCCUCUUGGUAAGAUGUCGCGAGAUUAUACUCAACUCAACCUCCCAUUAUUAAUCUCAAAUUAGAUUUUUCCAAGUUCGAAUUUUUAAUGAAAAUUAGUUUAAUUAAAAAAAAAUAUGCGUAAAAAUAAUAAUAAUAUACUUAUAACUUUUUAUUGUAUUUAAAUUGAUAUAUUUAAAAACAAGAUAUUCAAUCUUUAUCAAUUAAAAUCUGACAAAUAAUCUUUAAAAUUGGGUUUAAAUAUUUUUCUGUAAAAUUAAAUGUAGGUACUAACUAAGUAACAUAAUAUGAAAAUUUUGAAUUACAUAUAACUUCUUAUUGAUUUAUGUGAACUGCAAUUAACAGACGUUCGUUUUUGUGUGCAAAAACAACGGGAACGUAAUUAAUAUUUCGAAGAACGAUUUUUUUGCUCUUGAAAGUUUUUUAUCUUGCGAAGCACAGCCACAUGAGUAAAUAAAACAGGUACAGAGAGAAAGCUUCAUACAACAACGCGAAAUGGUUGCAUUAUUACAAUGAUCGGGCAUGUGUGAGUGUCCACUGGCCGCUUGUUGCGUACGCGGCGAAACUGGUAACCAGUUGACGAUCGCACAGCCAGUUGACAAUCUCAGGAUUAGCGCGACACACGUAUUGUUUUAUUAUUUGCAAGCUUGAAUAUUUUAACAUAAAAAGUGAUACUUCAAUAUUAUUAUUAUGGUUGUUUACUAUACUUUUGAUCGUAUUAUUAAUGCUUAUGAAAAACAAAAUUAAAGUGUAUCAUAUUUUAAGUGUCCCAAGGACUACAAUAAUUCUGUAGGUAAUUAAGUAUUCAGAGUCAAUAAAGUCAAACGUUCACAAUACUUAAUAAUAAAUUAAUAACAAUAAUAAAUUUUGGUAAAAUGAACCAAAUUCGAACGCCUGUUAAUUAAUUGAUAACUGUAUUGGUUAAGUGUUAAUUAAUAGCCAUCCUUUUUUACAUAUCAACUAAUUUGAAACGUCAUUGCAGUCCAGUUUAUAUGAACCGUCCACAAACUUGUUCCGUCGUGCACAAACCUUCAUAUUUCCUUUAACUUUUACUUAAUUUUUACUAUAUUUUAGGACCCAGGUUAGGAGUGUGUAAAAACUAAGGCCAAAUUAAGUUUAGUCACUACACAAAGUGGCUAGAAUUUUGGAAUUAUACCUAAAUUUGAAUAAAUAAAAUUGUAUUUAAAUUGAAAAAAACGCCUAGAAAUGCAGGCUUUUAACGAAAAGUAACAAUACUGAUAAACAUUGUGUUAGUAUUAAUAAGAUAGGCAGAUAAAGGAAUAAGACAAGCGAAUUGAUAAUUCUCAACAAUAUACGAUAUAUGUACAUAAGUUUUGAUGGUUUUCUUAAAAAUUGCUUAUAAACGGGAAUAUUAGUUAUUCUUUAUACUCAGAGCGUUAUUUAUUUAUAAUUAAAUAGAAUGCCAAACCGUAGAUGAAACGGGCGUAAUUAUUACGCUAUUGUUAAGCCAGCCUUUUUCUGGCUUGAUAGGGCUCAAAGCAGAUAAACGCCAAGUCUUCAAUCAAAUAGAGGAAACCUCGGCAUAAUUAAAAGCCACUAACACACCUUUUCUUUACACUUAUGCCUACAUAUUUGCCAAGAAUAAAUGGUUACAAUAGAAAAAAAAAUAACGGUAACUAUCUAAGCAAGCAGUACCUGUUGCAACAAAUUAUCUAAUAAAUCUAAUUGUAAAACCGAAAUCUCAAGUUAAUUUCCUAAUAUGCAAUUGUUAGGAUUGAGCAAUUUAUCAAUUAAUGUAAAGUUGAUCCUAUAGAUGUCGCCACAAAUCAUUCGACAAAACGUCAUUCGGUCAUUUCGAUUAUAGGUUAGUGUUGGGUUCGUAUUCUUAAAUAUAUCGAAUAUCUAAUCUUAAUCUAAACUUAAAUGAAUAAAAUGGUGUGAUAUUUUGCUAUUUUCUCUCACGAUAACUUGAUCUAAUAAAAUACAAAUCCGUCACAGCCUUUUAAGUAACCUGUGUUUUUAAUUAGGCAAGUAUAUGUACUGCAGUAGGAACACAGGGAAACUAUUGUAAUUAAUGUAAUUAUGUUAGUAAGUAUUGUUGAUUGCGAAUUAUAACAAUAUAAUUUA